UCGGCCAUCGUCCACUUGCACUGCUCCCUCUCACUCCUCUCAUUCGGCCCGGUCUGCAAACCCGACUUUUCCCUACCUUAUUACCGAACUAGACCGAACUAGCCAGACAAACGUUAGCAGACACUGCAACAUAACAUGCACCUAUCCCCCCCCCCAAACCACCUUGAUUUUGACAUUUCUCUUCCUAAACCGACCAUGGCAACACAAAACCCGACAUUCCCGCUUACCGCCCGGGAAGCCGGGCCCGAAUCCCCCACCCCAGCGGCCACCCUGCCGCCGAUAUCCCGCAAGAAGCAAGCGGCGGUGGUCUCGUCCGCCUUCGGGGCCAUAGCACUGACUAUUGGAUACAACCAGUGCUUCGGCGUGUUCCAGGAGUAUUACCUAUCACCUAGCCAAAAUGUGUUAGAUCCGUCUCCGUCCACGCUACCCUCACCGCCGACGGCCCUGCUCGCCUUCGUGGGCACGCUGUGCUACGGGCUGACCUGGGCCGGCGGCAUCCUCGUGAACCCCGUGAUCUCGCGCAUCGAGCACGGAAUCUGGGCUCCGACCACGCCCUCUUCUCGGAUCUGGCGCCGGAGGAUGCUCCGCCUGUUGACGCCCAGGACAAUCACCGUGUCGGGGGUCGUCGUCAUGUCCGCCGGCUUCGCGCUCGCGUCCCUAAGCAGUUCUAUAUGGCAGCUCCUGCUUACACAGGGGUUCAUGGUUGGCCUCGGGAUGUCGCUCUUAUACUUCCCGCUCCUGGCUCCUGCGCCCGAGUAUUUCACCAACCAUCGUGCUACGGCCAUGGGUAUUAUCCUAGCCGGCGGCGGCGCAGGCGGCCUCGUGCUCUCCCCCGCCAUCCGAGCCCUCCUCACCUCCCUCGGCGGCCGCUGGACCCUCCGAAUCUACGCCAUCUUCAACCUGCUCGCCGGCCUCCCAAUCGCCUGGGCCGUCCCACGCAGCCGCUUCGCCGGCACCAACCCAACCACCACCACCACCACAACAACCACCACAACCACCAACCCAGCCCCCACCAACCCAGCAGAAGAGCCCGCCGAAAACCCCCGCCCCAACACGCACCUCUCGCGCAGCCUCGCCGCGCGCCCAACAUUCCUCCUCUCCGCCAUCGCCGCCUUCCUGCAGGCGGCCGGCGGGCAGCUGCCGCUGGCCUUCAUCCCGUCGUACACGGUGUCGCUGGGGCUGGGGGCCUCCAAGGGUGCCGACCUGCUCGCGGCCAGCAGCGCGGUCAACGCCGCGGGCCGCGUGCUGACGGGUUAUGCGGGGGACCGGUUUGGGCGGCAGAAUACGCUUGUGCUGACGCUGUUGUUGGCCGCGGGGAGUGUUUUUGCGUUGUGGUUGGCUAGUGCGCUGGCGUUGGCGCCGGGUGCUGGGGUUGGUGGUGGUGGUGGUGGUGGUGGUGGUGGUGAUGGCGCUGCGGCUUCGCUCUGGUUGGCUUUCAUCGCGCUGUAUAGCUUCGCGAUUGGCGGGUACUACGCGCUGUUCCCGGCGCUGGUCGCCGACGUGUUUGGGAUUCGGCAGUAUGCCGCCGUGAACGCCUUCAUCCUCUUGGUGAGGGGGUUGGGGACCAUGUUCGGGAGUCCCGUGGGCGGGCAGCUGCUCGGGGCGCCGGGCCAGGGCGCGCGGGCGUACGUGAGCGUUGCGUACUGGGACGGGGCGCUCCUGAUGGCUGCGACGGUCUGCUGUGCUGGGGUCCGCUGGGCGGAUGCGAAGGGGAAGGGCUGGCGGUGGGUUGCUUGACCCACGGGUUGGUGUGCAUGAUAUGAUCUCAACUCUGAACGUACUAAUAUAUUUAGUCUAACUUAAACAAGGUAUCUUGGGAUAAGACCACAUUGCUUGAAUUGAAGAAUCCGUCCCGUUGUCGAUAAAGGC
Chaetomium fimeti is the source of this 1869-nucleotide messenger RNA. RefSeq names its product major facilitator superfamily domain-containing protein. NCBI's taxonomy places the organism in Eukaryota, Fungi, Ascomycota, Sordariomycetes, Sordariales, Chaetomiaceae. Bases 136 to 1737 code for a protein of 533 amino acids. Gene Ontology annotation, biological process: transmembrane transport. The transcript has 2 exons. Gene Ontology annotation, cellular component: membrane. The record is from RefSeq and is a predicted model, not a curated record. Gene Ontology annotation, molecular function: transmembrane transporter activity.